This is a messenger RNA of Sardina pilchardus (European sardine), 2060 nucleotides long. RefSeq names its product mediator complex subunit 17 (gene med17). Bases 63 to 1973 code for a protein of 636 amino acids. Gene Ontology annotation, molecular function: transcription coregulator activity. NCBI's taxonomy places the organism in Eukaryota, Metazoa, Chordata, Actinopteri, Clupeiformes, Clupeidae. Gene Ontology annotation, cellular component: core mediator complex; mediator complex. Gene Ontology annotation, biological process: regulation of transcription by RNA polymerase II. The transcript is spliced from 14 exons. The record is from RefSeq and is a predicted model, not a curated record.
UACCCAUUCAGUCAUUUGUUGUUGUCAGUGAUUAGCCUCCGUUUUCUUGGACCCAGAUCAAGAUGUCGGGAGGUCCGGCGGUGCGCGUGAGCAUUGAGUCGUCGUGUGAGAAGCAGGUGCAGGAGGUGUCGCUAGACGGAGUGGAGACCUAUGUCCCGCCCCUCUCUAUGUCCCAAAGCCUCGCGCGAUUGGCUCAGAGGAUUGACUUCAACCAAUCAGACGAUUCCAACGAUGAGGACGCACCCAGUAGCGAGACGCCGUGGAAGCAAGAGCAAGAGGAAGAGGAAGGCAUGGUGCGGUUCCAGCCGUCUCUGUGGCCGUGGGACUCUGUGCGUACGGCGCUACGCGGUGCGCUGACAGAAAUGUGUGUGUUGCACGACGUGCUCGCCGUCGUCAAGGAGAAGAAGUACAUGGCCCUUGACCCCGUCUCCCAGGACAACGCCACCCCUAAGGUGCCGCAGGUGCUGCAGCUGGUGGGGAAGAAGCGAGCGCUGGCUCAGGCGGGGAGUGUGUUGUUGCGUGGUGCGGAGCGACUCAGCAGGAGUGUGUGUGAGACGCAGGAGAGUCGUCGCCAGAGAGACUUCAACAGCGAGCUGCUGCGCCUGCGCUCCCAGUGGAAGCUCCGCAAAGUAGGAGACAAGAUCCUGGGAGACCUCAGCUACCGCAGCACAGGGUCUCUGUUCCCCCACCACGGCACGUUCGAGGUGAUCAAGAACACGGAUCUGGACCUGGACAAGAAGAUCCCAGAAGACUACUGUCCCCUCAGCGUGCACAUCCCCAGUGACCUGCAGGGAACGGCCUACAUCAAGGUGUCCAUACAGAAGACGGCUCCAGAUAUCGGCGACCUGGGAACCGUCAACCUCUUCAGACGACAGCCCAAGCCCAGAGCAGGUGCACAGCAGUGGCAUAUGCAGCUGGAGACGGCUCAGAAUGUUCUGUUGUGUAAAGAGAUUCUGGCUCAGCUCUCCAGGGAGGCAGUGCAGCUGAAGAGCCAGAUCCCCCACAUAGUGGUGAAGAACCACAUCAUCUCCCAGCCCUUCCCUGGGCUACAGCUCUCCAUCUCGCUCUGCCACUCUACUGGUGAGAAGAAAAGCCAGCGAUCUCCCGUAGAGAACAAACCAGACGACCACCUGUAUGUGUUAGAACACAACCUGCACCAGCUGAUACGAGAGUUCCAUAAGCAGACUCUGACGGGGCUGGUGAUGGCGCACCCUGCCAGUGCUCCGCUGGGUCCUAAGCGUCUGCGUGUUGCCGGCCCGCUGGCGUACGACAAGAGCACUCUGACCAGCCUGCAGAGCAGCGAGGGCCUACUGGACAAGAUCAUCAAGCAGGCCAAACACAUCUUCCUCAGGAGCAGGACGGCGCGUACCAUAGACAGUCUGGCGGCGCGUAUCGAGGACCCUCAGAUCCAGGCCCACUGGUCCAACAUCAACCACGUCUACGAGUCCAGCGUCAAAGUGCUCAUCACCUCCCACGGAGCAGAUAUGCAAGUGCGUGUGUGUGUGUCUAUCCAGCUGCAGUUGAAUAUCGGUGUUGAGCAGAUCAGAGUUGUACAUCGAGACGGCCGCGUCAUUUCACUCUCACACCAGGAGCAAGAGCUGCAGGACUUCCUCCUGUCACAGAUGUCUCAGCACCAGGUUCACGCGGUGCAGCAGCUGGCGAAGGUGAUGGGUUGGCACGUCUUGAGCUUCAGUAACCACGUGGGACUCGGCGCCAUCGAGAACAUCGGCAACGCGUCUGCUGUCACUGUAGCCUCCCCCAACGGAGAGCAUGCCAUCUCAGUGCGGAACGGUCCGGAGCAGGGGUGUCGUGUGCUGGUGCAGCGUGUGCGGGGGGCGGGGGGAGUGGUGCAGGACCUGCGCUGGGCUCAGCUGAGGGGGGGGCAUCGAGAGGUCAACUGGGGUCGCAUGGAGGGACGCAACUUCAUCUACAAGAUGGAGCUCCUCAUGGCUGCCCUCACACCCUGCCCUUAACACACACACACACACACACACACACACACACACACACACACACACACACACACACACACACACACACACACACACACACACACACAC